Messenger RNA from Clupea harengus (Atlantic herring), 505 nucleotides. RefSeq names its product deoxyribodipyrimidine photo-lyase-like (gene cpdp). The transcript has 2 exons. Bases 11 to 322 code for a protein of 103 amino acids. NCBI's taxonomy places the organism in Eukaryota, Metazoa, Chordata, Actinopteri, Clupeiformes, Clupeidae. Gene Ontology annotation, biological process: photoreactive repair. Gene Ontology annotation, molecular function: deoxyribodipyrimidine photo-lyase activity. The record is from RefSeq and is a predicted model, not a curated record.
CCAUGGAUUCAUGAGAAUGUACUGGGCCAAAAAGAUCCUGGAAUGGACUUCCUCUCCAGAGGAGGCACUCUCUAUUGCAAUUUUCCUCAAUGACCGUUAUUCUUUAGAUGGAUGUGACCCUAACGGAUAUGUUGGUUGCAUGUGGUCCAUUUGUGGAAUACAUGAUAUGGGUUGGGCCGAGAGGCCUGUCUUUGGGAAAAUCCGCUACAUGAACUAUGAUGGAUGCAAACGCAAGUUUGACGUUGCACAAUUUGAAAGGCUGUACAGCAAGAUGGGGCUUUGCAAGGGUGAAGAAGAGGCUCAAGAAGGAGAAGCUCUGUGAUUUCAUGGCAAAAUGCACAUUACUUCAUUUAACAUAAUGUGCCUUACAUCUUUAUUUCUGCAUAUCAUACCAGCAUCUUCUAUGCUUCUGUCCUGCCACAUAUACUGUUAGAUAACAGAAAUGAUAGUUAGAAUUAGGCUGUUCCAGCCAGAAGAAGAGCUAAGGCUAAGAAGAGGUAGUAAU